Molecule: messenger RNA, 537 nt
Organism: Dracunculus medinensis (Guinea worm)
Lineage: Eukaryota; Metazoa; Nematoda; Chromadorea; Rhabditida; Dracunculidae
Source: the annotation of a GenBank genome assembly
AUGCAAAGAAAACAGCAACAAGACAAAGAGCUACAACGUCAACAGCAACAACCUUCUAUAGAAUUAUUAAAGGCCCUUCUACCAACCGAUAAUUAUCAAUUAGAACAUACAAGUGAUGACGAUAGCAAUGAUCCAUAUUUUGAUAAAUUAUUAAAUAAUGAGAAUAUUCGGUAUUUAAAGUCAAUACCUGAGGAAGAAAGCGAUGAAAUUAAUAGUGAAAAGAGCGGUGAUUGCUCGACGACGUUAUUACUGCCAGCAAUUCAUUGCGCUUCACCGUCGCCACUGUCACCAGCAAUAACCCAUUGCGCUUCAACAGUUAUUGAUCUAAAUAAAAAUGGAUCAUCGACUCAUAAUGAACUGAAAUAUUUCGAUCUACCUGAUCUUCGAGCGAUCGAUUCCGAUUCAGAUACCAGUUCAAUCAAUAACAGUUCUUCGAUAAAUCGUUAUGAGAUUGAUUUUAAUACAAUGAACGACCUCGAUCGCGAUCAGUCUGAAUUUAUCCUCGAAAAUAAUCCAUUGUUUGUUUUAUUUUUUUAA